CCCCGGCGUCCGGCCGCCUCCACCGCGGGCGGGCUUGGCGGGAGUGGGGCGCCACUGCGCCGGGCGUGCGAGCCGGUGAGCGGGCCCCUGGGUCCGCAAGCCCCGGGCGUCCUCCCGCCGGGCGACAGAGCCGUCGCAGGCCCGCCCGCCGUGGGCCUCCCGGGCCUUCGCGCCCGUGACCGGCUCUGGACUCAGGGUUCCCAGUACAGAGGAAAAGCUGCUUCCUGCUGGGGCAGAGGCGGAGCCAGAACCCCCAGUCCCCUCUUGCUGGCUGUGCUGAGUCUUCUGGAAUGGACCUGCCUGCCCAGAAGCCAGGUCACCCUUGGUCCUAGACCUGCCUGCUCCUGGGGGAGCACAGGUGGCCCAGGCAGUGGAAACAGCCGUGAAGCCGUGACAAACAGCAUUCAAGGCAGAGGAUGCCCCAGAUCCGGGAGCGCACAGAGGGCUGCUGGGCCUGGGUGGUACUGGUGGCCUCCCUGGUGACCCAAGGCCUCACCCUGGGCUUCCCCACAUGCGCUGGCAUCUUCUUCACCGAACUGCAGCAUGAGUUCCAGGCCAGCAACAGUGAGACCUCCUGGUUCCCCUCCAUCCUGACAGCCAUGCUCCAUGCGGGGGGACCCCUGUGCAGCGUGCUGGUGGGACGCUUUGGCUGCAGAGUGACGGUAAUGCUGGGGGGCGUGCUGGCCAGCCUGGGCAUGGUGGCCAGCUCCUUCUGCUACACCCUUAGUCAGUUCUACCUCACAGCAGGAUUCAUCACAGGCCUGGGUUUGUGCUUCAGCUUCCAGGCAACCAUCACGGUGCUGGGUUUUUACUUCAGCCGCCGGCAGGCGCUGGCCAAUGCGCUGGCCUCGGUGGGAGUUUCCCUGGGCAUCACACUCUGGCCGCUGCUCUCCCGCUAUCUCCUGGAGGACCUGGGCUGGAGGGGCACCUUCCUUGUCUUCGGCGGGGUUUUUCUCCACUGCUGUGUCAGCGGGGCCAUCCUGAGGCCUGUAGCUACCAGCUUGGCUCCUGAGACCAUAGAAGGCCCACUUCCACCUUCCAAGACACUUGCGCCCGGCUGCCUGACAGCGUGUGGUCGAACCAUCCGGAGCUACCUGGCCUUCGACAUCCUGUGGCACAAUGCAGGCUACCGCGUGUACACGCUGGGUGUCAUGUGGAUGGUCCUGGGUCUCGUCCUGCCACAUGUCUUCCUAGUGCCAUACGCCUUGUGGCACGGGGUGGAUGAGCACAGGGCGGCCCUGCUUGUCUCCAUCAUCGGCUUUAGCAACAUCUUCCUGCGGCCCAUGGCUGGGCUGGUGGCAGGCAGGCAGAACUUUGCUGGCUACCGCAAAUACCUGUUCAGCCUGGCAACCCUGCUCAGCGGGCUCGCCAGCCUGGUGUGUGCGGCAUCAGCUGACUUCCGGGUGCUGGUGGUUUACUGCCUGGUAUCUAGUGUGUCCACGAGUGGCAUUGGUGCCCUCCUCUUUCAGGUCCUCAUGGACAUUGUCCCCAUGGACCGGUUCUCCAGUGCCCUGGGCCUCUUCACCAUCCUAGAGAGCAUCUCCAUUCUCAUCUCCCCGCCACUGGCUGGGUUCGUUCUGGACACCACCACCAACUUUAGCUAUCUUUUCUACAUGUCAAGCUUCUUCCUCAUCUCAGCUGCCCUCUUCAUGGGUGGUAGCUUCUAUGCCCUGCAGAAGAAGGAGAAGAAAGGCAGAGAGGUGAAGGCCGAAGGAACCAUCCCAGAGGUGGCCCCAGAGCGGAACCUCAUCGUAGAGGGCACAGAUGGUUCUGAGAAGCGACCGUGCACUGAGAUCGUGUACGUGACCAGCGUCUGACCCCUGGGAUCAUAUGUGUGACCACAGCCUCAGCCCAGGAAUGGGAUGCCCAGCGACUUUGCCAGGGGCUGGGGUGAAGGACUGCCCAGAGCCAAAGACCAUCCAGGCUCUGUACUUUGGGACACAGUCAGGAGUGGGGACCUUGAAGGCUGGCCUCCAAAGACUCAGGUUUCCUUCUAAUUAGCAGAAUCCAGGAGCAGGUCCUCCUGAAUUUUCCCCUUGGGUAGCAGAGUACCUGGGGCCCAGGAAGGUGGGUCUGAGGCCUGCCUCAGGCCUGUCACAGCCAGCUUAGCUCAGCUGGCUGUCCACUACUGCUGCUACAACUCAACACACUGGACCCUCGAGUUCAGCCUGGGUGCUCCAAUAUGAUCUUUGCCCUCCAGCCUCCAGACAGUUCCAGAGAGCUCAGCACUGCUCUAAGACCCUCUUGGAACUUAGCCCUUGCCCUGAUGCCCCAGUGACCCAGCCCUUGCCUGAUGGCUGCCCCCAACACAAGUUGCAAGGCCCCAUACUGAUUGGAACCUUGGCAAGAAGGGCACUGGGAGAGAAUGUGCUAUGGCCCGCAGUGGUGAAGGGCCAGGUGAGAAGUUGGCCUGGAUGCAGGAUUCGGACAGAUUAAAUGUGGGGUGGAGUACCUGCUCUGGCCCUGUGCAAAGAA
Messenger RNA from Manis javanica (Malayan pangolin), 2475 nucleotides. RefSeq names its product solute carrier family 16 member 5 (gene SLC16A5). Gene Ontology annotation, biological process: monocarboxylic acid transport; transmembrane transport. The record is from RefSeq and is a predicted model, not a curated record. Gene Ontology annotation, molecular function: monocarboxylic acid transmembrane transporter activity. Lineage: Eukaryota; Metazoa; Chordata; Mammalia; Pholidota; Manidae. Gene Ontology annotation, cellular component: basolateral plasma membrane.